AGCAGCUGUAAAUUGAAAGUGAAAAAUGAAGCAAUGUUUGCAAUGUAAAGAGGUUUACUCCCCUCUGAAUCAACGUAGUUUUCACACGUUUCCAAGUGACUGUAAUUUAAGAACGAAGUGGCUGAAUAUUCUCAAUUUACCUAUGUCUUUAGAAGUGAAAUUUAAAUUUAUAUGUAGUGACCACUUCAGUGCAGACAGUUUUCAUCAAUCUGAAGGGCGAAGCCGAAGAAGGUUGCUGACAGGAGCACUUCCAGUUGUACAUGAAGAUGGGAAGACAAUUUGCUUGUCUGAACCUCGUCAUAUUCAACAGGAUCAAUGUGAUGUGGUACUUAGCCCACCUAUGUACAAACAUGUAUCAACAGUUGACGCAUCAAAUGAUUCCCUAGUAGCUGUCACCGAAGGUAGUCGUAGCAGCCAUGAAUCUUUUGAUAAUACAAGGAAAAAUGAUUAUGCUGAUAAUAGUUCCCUGGAAGACUCUAGUAUUACUGUGAUACAGAGCUUAACUACAUUAAAAAAUGCGUCAACAACUAUGAAUAUGCAAGAAAGUAGUUCGAACUAUUUUCCACUUGGGACAAAUACUGCAAGUCAUAGCAACGGAUCAGUUCUCCAAAAUUGUGCUUCAUCAGUCAAUUCUGUAAAUGUUAAAAGUAACUCGAGGAAAAGGAAACUGACAUGUGAAAAUUAUAGUGCACCAAAAAAGAUCAAAUUCAUGGAUGGAUGUGAAACGCAUUAUAUAUCACGAUCUCAAUUUUUAGACGACGAGGGGUGGAACGUAUUCCUGAUUUAUAAAAAAGUCCAAGAAAGAAAAUUGGCUGCAGCCCAGAACAAAAAAUCUCGACGUAAUAAGAAAAUUAAAUGUUUGACUGGUGUGAUUCAAAAUCUUAAAAACACCAGCGAGAGGGGUAUUGUAGAAAAUUUCUUGAAGGUUAAUUGAAUUUAUUUUUUAAACUUUUACGACAUUUACGUCCAAAAUGAAUUUAUAAUCGUGAUUUUUU
Messenger RNA from Copidosoma floridanum, 995 nucleotides. RefSeq lists its product as uncharacterized. The record is from RefSeq and is a predicted model, not a curated record. NCBI's taxonomy places the organism in Eukaryota, Metazoa, Arthropoda, Insecta, Hymenoptera, Encyrtidae.